AUGGGUAUCCAACGCAGCGGUCAGACAUCUCAGGUCGGUUUCUUCGACACCGCGGAUCAACUGGUUCAGGAAUAUGGACAGCUCCAGUUUCUCGACGACCUGAUCCGUUUGCGAGCGGCCGACCUUGUCCAACACCCAAUUCUUGCCUAUCCCCGAUCAGCGAGCCAUGCCGCGUCCUAUGACUACUAUAGCGGUCAAGACUUGAAUACCAUGAUCAACCAAGCGGCGACGAUGCUUAUGGACUUUGGCUUUCAGACGGUAGGUCUGCCGAUGCCGUCCGACCUCACACAUUCUGACAGCUCUUCUCAGCCAAGGCGAAACAAAUCGAUUGUCGCGCUCCUUGCCUUCUCAGAUCGUAACAUGGUCGUGGCAUUCUUUACCCUGAGCCGACUGGGCUACAUUGUUCUCAUGCUUUCGCCAAGAUUGUCGGGCAAGGCGUGUGUGUCCUUGUUAGAGACGGUGGGGUGCGAGUCCAUUGUUUACGGGGAAACCCCCAGCAUCCGCUCGACGGUGGGUAACAUUGUGCAACUGAAGCUGGUGAGCUGCCACGCACUGCCCCGAAGCUCUUUGGAAACCAAAGCUGAGCCCAGGAUCCACUGGCACCCCAAACCGCUGUUCCUUACCCAUCGAGCGCUCAUGACACACCCUCUGAAAGGACCUGGACUCACAUCGUUCAAUCCUCUUCCCUGGUGUCAUCUGCACGGACUGUCCACCGCACUCCAGGCCAUGUGGAGGAGAAAGACCGUGUACCUGUGGAAUGCCGCACUGCCAAUGACAGCGGAGCUCGUGCUCACCGCCUUGGAAGAAGCUCGGCCCGAGCUGAUAGCUGCAGUUCCGUACAUGCUGCAGCUGUUGGCGGAUGAUCCUCGUGGCAUUGCGGCGCUGCGGAAAUGCACACUCGUCACAUACGGGGGCGCUCCCUGCCCCGAUGAAUUGGGCGAUCGCCUGGUCAGAGAAGGUGUCACUUUUGGUGGAUCAUUCGGCCUCACCGAGGCAGGCCUUGUGGCAGAUUCGAUCUCACGGUCCGAAGACGACCCCGGUUGGAACUACCUGCAGUUCUUUGACCGCGCACGACCAUAUAUUUGGAUGAAACCCAUCAGCGAAACUGAACCUCUCUAUGAAUGCGUUUACCUGGCCGGUCAUCCGGCUUUGACCAUGUCCAAUUCAGACGAUCCACCCGGAUCUUUCCAUUCUAAGGACGUAUUCGCCCCUCACCCUACGAUUCCAGGGCGCUGGAAGUACAUGUCGAGACUGGAUGACCGCGUCACCCUCGUCAAUGGCAAAAAAGUCUUGCCACUUUCUAUGGAAGGCCAUGUCAAGCAACAUCCACUGGUCCACGAAGCGGUGAUGGUGGGAGUGGGCAAAGCCACUCCGGGACUUCUGGUCUUGCGCUCGGAGGAAGCCGAGCCUGAUCCUCUGCCGGAUCAGGACUACCUCGAUGCUAUCUGGACGUCUAUUGAAGAGGCUAAUUGCCAGGCAGAGGCCUUUGCUCAGAUUUCACGCGACAUGGUGGCGAUUCUGCCAUACACUGCAAAGUUCCCCCGAACAGACAAAGGCUCUGUGAUACGACCACAGGUCUACCAGCAGUAUGCGGAGUCGAUCGAGACCCUGUACACCACGGAAGCGCGACCCAAUGGGGGCCUCCAACUAGGCCUGGCCGCGACGCAGUCUCACCUUCUUCAGCUGUGCUGGGAUGAACUCGGGGUCUCCAUCUCGAGUGUGGAUGCCGAUAUCUUUUCCGAAGGUGUCGACAGCCUGAAAGCAAUGCACCUCCGCCGCUUGAUUCUGCAGCAGUUCAGGUUUGACCCCUGCCACUCUCCAAGUCCAAACUCGGUGUUUGAAAUGGGCACUCUCUCGCAGCUAGCCCUCUACAUCUGCGCGCUGCAGAGCAGAGAUAGCCUCUCGACGGCCGAAGACAGUAUCUUACUGAUGGACAACCUGGUCAAGAAAUACUCCUCAUUUCGGAAACACCUGCCUUGCCCGGAAACUCCACGGAGGACAAGGACCGUGCUGUUGACAGGAGCUACUGGCUCAGUGGGCGCACAUGUGCUGUUCGAAUUGCUGAACGAUGACUCGGUGUCGACUGUUUACUGUCUCACGCGGAGGGCAUCUCCGUUAAAGGCGGUGCGUGGCAGCCUGUUCGAAAGGGGUCUGUUGCUUUCGCCAGAACAGACAACAAAGGUUGUGGCACUAAACGGCGCACUGGACCAGCCUGACUUUUCUCUGGACCCCGUGGGGAAGGCCUUUCACCGUAUGCUAGACUCUGUAUCUUUAAUCAUCCAUACUGCAUGGCCAGUCAACUUUAACCUCCCCCUCGCUCAAUUCGAGCCACAUCUCCGGGGACUAUACAACCUCAUUACGUUUUCGCUUUCGGUCCGAAGACGUGAACCUGCGGUCAUGUUGUUUUGCUCUUCCAUCUAUACGGCGCUGGGGGCCUCCUCGGCCACGAUCGAAGAGCAAGCAGUCGAUCUCAACAGCGCGCUGAUGGGCUACGGUCAAUCUAAGCUGGUGGGAGAAAGGAUGGUCAGCCUUGCACGCCGGUCAGGCGCAAGAACGUACUCUCUCCGAAUUGGUCACGUCUCGGGACAUUCGAAGAAAGGCCUGUGGAGCGACUCCGAGGCAAUUCCUUUGCUGAUCCGAUCGGCACUGACCCUGCGAGCCCUGCCUGAACUACAUCAGAACUGUUCAUGGCUUCCUGUGGACAAGUUGGCCACAGUAAUGCUCGAGUUGGCUGAGUCAUGCUCUGCGCCUGAGUGCGGCGUUGGGCCAAGCCGCGCGUCCGGCACCUCCGGGGUGACCUAUGUUGACGACUCGAUCUACAACGUGUGUAACUCGCGCGUGUUUUCUUGGUCGGAGCUGCUGUCAGAGUAUUCACUUCGUUUUGGUAGUAAGGGGGUUACUUUGGCAGAUAGACAGCGAAAGAUGUCGUGA
Molecule: messenger RNA, 2931 nt
Organism: Penicillium antarcticum
Lineage: Eukaryota; Fungi; Ascomycota; Eurotiomycetes; Eurotiales; Aspergillaceae
Product: AMP-dependent synthetase/ligase
Exons: 4
Coding region: 1-2931 (976 amino acids)
Source: RefSeq, a predicted model, not a curated record